CCCCGACAAUAUCUGCACUAGAAGUUCAUGCACGUGCCUAGGUUAAGACACGGCACAAUUUUAUAGAUCGUUGUGUAGAGAAAAUGGCGUCUCUCACAGGAGUUCGUUUUUUAAUGAGAAAUACCAGUACUCUUAAAAAUUCAAUCAGUCGACCAUGCUUACGUGGUGUUAUUACACAACUUCAGUUAAACGAAAAAUAUUUUCAUUGUAAACGACAAAGUACCAUUAAAGUUUUACCGCAGGGCCCACGAGUCAAGCAGGUGCGUCACUACAGUCAUAAGGCACCAUUAUCACUUGAGCUUAUUAAGGAGCGUGUGCUUUUAGUACUCAAUCUCUAUGAUAAAAUUGAUCAAAACAAGUUAACCCUGGAAUCCCAUUUUAUGAAUGACUUGGGUCUGGAUUCUUUGGAUCACAUAGAAGUUAUAAUGGCAAUAGAAGAUGAAUUUGGUUUUGAAAUACCAGAUAUGGAUGCAGAGAAAUUAUUACGACCAGCAGAUAUAGUACGUUAUGUUGCAGACAAAGAAGAUAUUUAUGAAUAAAUAUCUACAUAAAAGUUACCACUUUAUAGUCAGAUAUUUUUAUUUUUAACAUAUUGUAUAAGAAAAACAUUUUUGAAUUUUGUUUUGCCUG
Megachile rotundata (alfalfa leafcutting bee) is the source of this 630-nucleotide messenger RNA. It is a transcript of the gene ND-ACP, whose product is annotated as NADH dehydrogenase (ubiquinone) acyl carrier protein. Gene Ontology annotation, cellular component: respiratory chain complex I; mitochondrion. The record is from RefSeq and is a predicted model, not a curated record. Gene Ontology annotation, molecular function: acyl binding; acyl carrier activity. Gene Ontology annotation, biological process: fatty acid biosynthetic process. NCBI's taxonomy places the organism in Eukaryota, Metazoa, Arthropoda, Insecta, Hymenoptera, Megachilidae.